AUGCUCUCUCUCAAGAAAUCCUCACUUCUCGCUAUCGCGGCUUCAGCCGCACAAGUUGCUGCUCACGGCCAUGUAGACUGGCUUGUCACAAACGGCAUUGCAUUUCGAGGUUAUUCUGCUCCUGAAAUGAGCUGGAAUCCUAAUCAUCCUCCUGUUGUCGGCUGGACCAACGGCGCCACUGACAAUGGCUAUGUUGAGCCCAACUCCUUCGCAGACCCCGAUAUCAUCUGCCACAGAGCUGCGAGACCUGGAAAGGGCCAUGUGACCGUCUCAGCAGGUGACAAGAUUACCCUUCAAUGGAAUACCUGGCCAGAGAGUCACCACGGGCCAGUGAUUGAUUAUCUUGCGAGAUGUUCUGGGGACUGCGAGACCGUUGACAAGAAUGAUCUUGAGUUUUUCAAGAUUGGCCAAGAAGGACUCAUUGACAUGUCGAUGCAGAAUGGCAAGUGGGCAUCUGACGUCCUUGUCGCUACUGGCUUCUCUUGGACUCUUCAAAUCCCCGAAAAGUUGGCCCCGGGGAACUAUGUCCUUCGCCAUGAGAUUAUUGCUUUACACGGCUCAGGUCAGCCAAAUGGAGCACAGAACUACCCCCAAUGCUUCAACCUCAAAGUCACUGGUAACGGAGAUUUGGUUCCAAAGGGCGUCAAAGGUACGCAGCUUUACAAGGCCAACGACCCUGGCAUUCUCUUCAACCUAUAUACAACACCCUUGUCCUACAAGAUCCCCGGUCCUACACUGGUUCCUGGCCUCCCGUCUACAGUCUCUCAGAAGGUUGUUGCCGCAACUGCAACAUCGAGUGCAACUGUGCCAGGACAAACACAAGCUAGCACUAGCAGCAAAUCUUCUUCCUCUACAUCAAAGGGAGACUCUUCGCGAACCAGUACCCCUGUUGCAGGAGGUACAACACUCAAGACUUCAACAACAAGCAAGUCUUCUUCGUCCAGCACAACGAAGGACACACCACAGCCGACCGAGGACGACGACAUUAUCUGUGGUCCUGCAACAGGAGGCCUUCCAAAGUACAGUCAAUGCGGAGGUAAAAGCUACACCGGCCCGACAGUCUGCCAAUGGGGUUCAAGUUGCAAGGUUCUCAAUCCUUAUUACUCGCAAUGUCUUUGA
Messenger RNA from Fusarium musae, 1119 nucleotides. RefSeq lists its product as uncharacterized. The transcript has a single exon. Gene Ontology annotation, molecular function: cellulose binding. Lineage: Eukaryota; Fungi; Ascomycota; Sordariomycetes; Hypocreales; Nectriaceae. Bases 1 to 1119 code for a protein of 372 amino acids. The record is from RefSeq and is a predicted model, not a curated record. Gene Ontology annotation, cellular component: extracellular region. Gene Ontology annotation, biological process: carbohydrate metabolic process.